This is a messenger RNA of Oncorhynchus gorbuscha (pink salmon), 2489 nucleotides long. Its product is annotated as netrin-1-like. The record is from RefSeq and is a predicted model, not a curated record. The transcript is spliced from 7 exons. Lineage: Eukaryota; Metazoa; Chordata; Actinopteri; Salmoniformes; Salmonidae. The coding region runs from base 287 to 2089 and encodes 600 amino acids. Gene Ontology annotation, molecular function: protein binding.
AGAAAGGGAAUGGGACAGACAAGAGACAGAGGUAGACAGAGGUGUGACUGAGUGGAAGACAGAGUCAGGGAAGCUAAUAGCGAGCUGGUCCUUCCAAUUUAUGUCUAGAAACACAGAAAAAAGGCAAACUAGCGGUAGAAUUUCGUGCGUAAAAAGAGAGUAGGCUGCCCUCUAUAUUCUUAAGUUUUACAACACUUCUCUUCCAGGCUGAACAGUUAUUCGGAGGUAGUGUCCUCUGUGGAGUUUUCUUUGUCUCCGCAAGUGACACUAAAGAGCACGGAUUACAAUGAUAAGGAUUUCAGAGGUUUGGGUCACCUCGGUGGCCAUUUCUCUGGUGGUUAAGGGGGUUCUUGGAGGUUAUGGGAUGAGUAUGUUUGCUGCCCAGUCGUCCCCUCCAGACCCAUGCUAUGAUGAGAACGGCAACCCCCGGAGGUGCAUCCCCGAUUUCGUGAACUCUGCUUUCGGGAAGGACGUGCGCGUCUCCAGCACCUGUGGAACCCCGGCUUCAAGGUAUUGCGUCGUGGCCGAGAAGGGUGAGGAGAGGACUAGGGAUUGCCACACCUGCGAUGCAGGGGACCCAAAGAAGACUCAUCCACCCGCGUAUUUAACUGAUCUCAACAACCCUCAUAACCUCACCUGCUGGCAGUCAGAAAACUAUGUCCAGUAUCCUCAGAACGUCACGCUCACUUUGUCUUUGGGUAAAAAAUUUGAGGUCACCUAUGUGAGCUUGCAGUUCUGUUCACCCCGACCCGAAUCUAUGGUUAUCUUCAAGUCAAUGGACUAUGGCAAAUCCUGGGUUCCUUUCCAAUUCUACUCUACCCAGUGUAAGAAGAUGUAUAACAAGCAGAAUAAGGCGGCAAUUACCAAGCAGAACGAACAAGAGGCGAUUUGCACAGACUCUCACACGGACAUGCACCCGCUGACAGGUGGGCUCAUUGCGUUCAGCACCUUGGAUGGCAGACCUUCGGCGCACGACUUCGACAACUCUCCGGUGCUGCAGGACUGGGUGACAGCCACCGACAUCAAGGUGGCGUUCAGCCGACUGCACACGUUUGGGGAUGAGAACGAGGACGACUCGGAGCUGGCUAGAGAUUCCUACUUUUACGCAGUAUCAGACCUGCAGGUUGGCGGGCGGUGCAAGUGCAACGGCCACGCUUCAAAGUGCGUAAAAGAUAGGGAAGGAAACCUGGUAUGCGAGUGCAAGCACCACACCGCGGGGCCAGAGUGUGACAGGUGCAAACCUUUCCAUUAUGACCGUCCUUGGCAGCGCGCAACCGCAAGAGAGGCAAACGAAUGUGUUGCCUGCCACUGUAACCUGCACGCCCGGCGCUGUCGUUUCAACAUGGAGCUGUACAAGCUGUCUGGGCGGAGGAGCGGCGGAGUCUGUCUCAACUGCCGCCACAACACCGCCGGACGCCACUGCCACUACUGUAAGGAGGGCUUCUUCCGGGACAUGUCCAAGGCCAUCUCCCACAGGAGGGCUUGCAAAGCGUGUGAUUGUCAUCCAGUUGGCGCAGCCGGCAAGACCUGCAACCAAACCACCGGCCAGUGUCCCUGCAAGGACGGCGUGACCGGCAUCACCUGCAACCGCUGUGCCAAGGGCUACCAGCAGAGCCGCUCUCCUAUCGCCCCCUGCAUAAAGAUUCCAGUUGCAUCGCCCACCUCCACCUAUACCAGCUCUGAAGAGCCCUUAGAUUGUGAUUCUCACUGCAAAGCAUCCAAGGGCAAGCUGAAGAUCAACAUGAAGAAGUACUGCAAGAAAGACUAUGCUGUCCAAGUGCACGUCCUCAAAGGAGACAAGGCAGGGGAGUGGUGGAAGUUUACCGUGAACAUCAUCUCCGUCUACAAGCAAGGUGAACAACGCAUCCGGCGCGGUGACCAGCUCCUGUGGGUGCGUGCCAAGGACGUGGCCUGCAAGUGCCCCAAGAUCAAGCUUGGCAGGAAGUACCUGCUGCUGGGCACGGAUGACGACUCCCCCGGGCAGAGUGGCGUGGUGGCGGACAAGGGCAGCCUGCUCAUCCCCUGGAAGGACCUGUGGGGCCGGAGACUGAGGAAGUUCCAACAGCGCGACAAGAGGGGCAAGUGUUAAGAGGAGCCAGAGAGGAGAGAAAGAGAGGGGGCUCACCUCGGGUCUGAGGAACACAGGAGGAGGAGAAAGAAAGAGGAAACACCAGAGGGAGAGAGGAAAGAGGGAGAGGUGAAGUGAACAGAGAGAGAGAGAGAGAAAGUGACUGAGUGCUGCUGCUUUGAGUGGAAGCAAAAAGAGAAUAUUAGUUUUAGAAACAUAUGUGUGAAGGAGCUUUUUUUACAGUUGUUGUUCUGAUUGUCCUUCAAGGUUUGUUUCGUUGUGGAAUUGCAGAGUUUGCACCUAAUAUUUCAGAUAAGUUACUUAUUUUUGUUUUAUUCAUGAUACCAUUAUUUUUAUAUUUCCAGUUCAUUUCUACAGAACAUCAGAAAAAAAUCUACUGUAUCACAUAUCUGUGUUUAAA